Toxoplasma gondii ME49 is the source of this 2153-nucleotide messenger RNA. Its product is annotated as 26S proteasome regulatory subunit 6b, putative. The coding region runs from base 740 to 1969 and encodes 409 amino acids. The record is from RefSeq and is a predicted model, not a curated record. Gene Ontology annotation, cellular component: proteasome regulatory particle, base subcomplex. The transcript has 10 exons. Gene Ontology annotation, biological process: proteasome-mediated ubiquitin-dependent protein catabolic process. Gene Ontology annotation, molecular function: proteasome-activating activity; ATP hydrolysis activity; ATP binding. NCBI's taxonomy places the organism in Eukaryota, Apicomplexa, Conoidasida, Eucoccidiorida, Sarcocystidae.
GCACAUUGCGUUUCCAUUUUCUCGCGGCAGAAACGUCGCACUUUGCUGCGCCGACACAACUCCGCGUUUCCGAUUUGAACGCCCAGUCUCUCUUCUCGCCUGUCUGUACACCCCGUCCGAAGAAGCCAUCCACGGGGCUCUCUCCUCUCCUGCGAAGAAGAGAAGAAGAGGACGUCUUGCUCGUAGCACUCUUCUUCUCUUCUUCUCUUUUCUUUUCUCUCCUUUUCUUUUCUCUCCUUUUCUUUCUCUCCUUUUCUUUUCUCUUCUGCUCGCUCAGUUGCUGGUCUUCGAUUUUCGGUGGACAUGUGACGAGACACUGAGGGUGACGCUCAUCCCGAAAUCCUCUGUCUUUCGGCGGUGGAAAGACACUUUGAAACCCAGGGAGGGUCGAGAUUCAGGAUUUUUCGACCAAGUUCCUCUUGCACGGUUUCCCCCAGCUUUCUGCUUCAGUGCUCUCUUCAGUUGUGGAGACUUACGCGGUGCGAAGGCGACGCGGCUCGAACUGUUUUCUCGCGUUUCCAGGAAGGAGUCGCCCGAGCCGCUGCCCGGUUUUCCGGAAGACGUCGCCGUCCUUGUCCUCUCCUUCUUCCUCUCUUCUCUUUCAACUAUGUUUGGUGUCGACUCUGCUUUACUCCUCCGCCUUUGAGUGCUCCAGGUUCCGCUGCGCUUGUGUUUCUCUCGCGGCUCUCGUCCUCUUCCUCGCCGUCGCUUGGACGCUCUUCCCCUCCACUCUUUCAAGAUGAGUUCGGCCGUCGUGGACCACCCGGCGGCGGAGGCCUCGCUCUGCCCCUCCGACGCGUCAGGAGACUCUCUCCACACUCGGGACCUCUACGCCCAGCUGAAAGCUCUUCAAAAGAGACUGGAGUUUCUGAACAUUCAGGAGGAGUAUAUCAAAGACGAACAGAAAAACUUGAAAAGAGAGUUCUAUCGGGCGCGCGAGGAGUUGAAACGCAUUCAGAGUGUGCCUCUCGUCAUCGGGCAAUUCAUGGAGCUCAUCAAUGCGAACGAAGGCAUCGUCGCCAGCACUGCAGGCAGCAGCUACGUAGUUCGCAUUCUCUCCACCCUCAACAGAGAGCUCCUCAAGACAGGAUGCAGCGUCGCUCUCCACCGCCAUUCGCAUUCUGUCGUGGACAUUCUGCCUCCGGAGGCAGACUCCACCAUCCAGACUUUGCAGAUGCAAGAAAAGCCCGAUGUCACCUACUCGGAUAUCGGAGGAAUGGACAUUCAGAAGCAAGAGAUACGCGAGGCUGUGGAACUGCCUCUCACUUGCCCCGAACUUUACCAGCAAAUCGGCAUCGACCCUCCGACGGGCGUCCUUCUCUACGGUCCUCCCGGCACAGGGAAAACGAUGCUGGCGAAGGCUGUGGCAAACAACACGACAGCUACGUUCAUUCGCGUCGUGGGCAGCGAGUUUGUGCAGAAAUAUCUGGGAGAAGGACCGCGCAUGGUCCGCGACGUCUUCAGACUGGCGCGCGAGAAUUCCCCUGCGAUCGUCUUCAUCGACGAAGUCGACGCCAUCGCAACCAAACGCUUCGACGCCCAGACUGGCGCAGAUCGGGAGGUCCAGCGGAUUCUGCUCGAGCUUCUCAACCAGAUGGAUGGAUUCGAUCAAACGACCACAGUCAAGGUGAUUAUGGCGACGAACAGAGCUGACACUUUGGAUCCUGCGCUGCUGCGUCCUGGGCGUCUGGACCGGAAAAUCGAGUUUCCUUUGCCAGACAGACGCCAGCGUCGUUUAAUCUUCCAAACCAUCACAGCCAAGAUGAAUCUCUCUGAUGAGGUCGACCUGGAGGACUACGUUUCGAGACCGGAGAAGGUGUCAGCAGCGGAUAUCGCGGCGAUCUGCCAGGAGGCUGGUAUGCAGGCGGUGCGGAAGAACCGCUACGUGAUUUUGCCGAAGGAUUUCGAGAAGGGGUGGAAGGCACACGUUCGCAAGCACGAACGCGACUUCGACUUUUACAGCUUCUAAGCUGGCAGAUACCACCUCGCAGAGGCGCCUUUGUUUCUCUCUUUACAUACGUGACAUGCAUUCUCUCGUCUUUCGUGAACAAAAAAGAUUCGAGUUCUAGGUGCCUACGUGCACAGACUGUGAAAUAUUUCGAGUGAUUCAACAGACUCUCUGCCGCCGAAUUGCAAGUCUAGUCGUUUAUCAA